AUGAAUAUACCAAAAUUUGCACAAUGUGAUGGUGACUAUCAAUAUCUCGUUAUUCGACAAUAUCGUGUUGAUCUAGAGGAUGCCAUCAAUAAAGCGGAAUAUGAAAAUAUUCUCAAAAAAGAUCCACGAAAUGGUGAAGUCUGCAUUUAUCUCGCUUGCGCUUAUUUCAUGUUAGGUAAAUACGAUGAUGCUGAACAUACAGCACUAAAAGGUCCAAAAUCUCCAUUACAAACGCGAGUUUUAUUUCAUGUUGCACAUAAACAAAAUAAUGAAGAAAAACUCAUGAAUUUACACCGACAACUACAAGAUGUGAUUGAAGAUCAAAUGUGUCUUGCUAGUAUGCAUUAUAUGAG
Molecule: messenger RNA, 353 nt
Organism: Adineta steineri
Lineage: Eukaryota; Metazoa; Rotifera; Eurotatoria; Adinetida; Adinetidae
Source: the annotation of a GenBank genome assembly